Messenger RNA from Meloidogyne enterolobii, 1230 nucleotides. The record is from the annotation of a GenBank genome assembly. Lineage: Eukaryota; Metazoa; Nematoda; Chromadorea; Rhabditida; Meloidogynidae.
UUUAUGGAUAAAAGAAAGAAAAAGGACAGGAUAUCAAAGAAAGGUUCUUCUAAUGAAAAUCCUGACAAACUUACAAAGGAAGAGGAUGCGAUUGCUCGUUGUGUACGAUUUAAUUGUCCUACUAAUACAACAAUGUUUGAAGGAAAUGAAGUUCAUUAUUUUGUUGGUAGGUUGUUUAAAACAAACUUUUCAAAAACCUCCUUAAUUUUUCAAGCCAAAAAAGCUGUUGAUACACUAGUUGAAUCCAAAAAAUAUGGUGCUGGAUCAAAAUCCAAAAAAUUUCCCGAUGCUAAGACAGCCGAAUAUUUUUUACAAUCAUUAUUGGAAAGAGGACUUUUCUUUAGAGCAAAGAAAACUGUUUUAAAGAAAAAAGAAAAAGAAGUAACGGAAUCAUCAAAGAAAAGCCAACAAGAUGGAGGAAACAAAUCACCAAAAAUUGAUAAAAAAGUAAAGGAAAAAGUAGAAGAAAAUGAAGAAAAAGAAGAAAAGAAUGAUGGAGGAAAUAAAGAACAGGAAGAAGACAAGAAAAGAAAGAAAAAGAUUAAAUUAACUUUUAAUGAUUUACAAACAUUUGAUGUUGAAACAAAUGAUGUUUAUGUUUGGGUUUUUGAUCCAACACCUUUUUGGAAACAAUGUGUUGGAGUUUUAAUUGUUCUUGGAACUAUUGGUGGUUGCCUUUUCCCGUUAUGGCCAGAUUGGCUUCGUUUAGGUGUUUAUUAUCUUUCUCUCACUGGAAUAAUUCUUUUUGGAAUUUUCCUUGGAUUUGCUUUAGUUAGAACUAUAUUAUUUGGUAUAAUCUGUGUUUGCAGUCUUGGUCGGCAUUAUUUAUGGAUUCUACCAAAUUUGCUGGAGGAAUGUGGUUUCUUCGAGAGUUUCCAACCAUUUUACACUUACGAAUACGUUCCGGGUGGAUUUUUUGGCCCAAAAACGGAAACAAAAAAGAAAGAUGGUGCUAAUAAAAAGAAAAAAACGAAUGAUGAUAAUGAUGAAAUUUCUGAAGAGAAGAAACCACUCCUCGAACCCAAAGUUGAACCUGCUGACGGAGAGCCAGUUGAAGCAAUAAAAGAAAAUGUUCAUGAGCAAAAGCAGGAUCCUGAUGAUGAAAAGAGUGUUGAAGAGGAAGAAGAAGAUAAAGAAGAAUCAGUUACAGAUGAAAGCACCAGUUGGGAUAAACUUUCUGAAAAUAGCCAAAGAUCUGAAGAAAAUGGGGAGCUACAAAAAAGUGAUUAA